Messenger RNA from Camelina sativa (false flax), 783 nucleotides. RefSeq names its product 14 kDa proline-rich protein DC2.15. The record is from RefSeq and is a predicted model, not a curated record. Lineage: Eukaryota; Viridiplantae; Streptophyta; Magnoliopsida; Brassicales; Brassicaceae.
AAAUAUAAUAAUAGCACUCAUAACCCGCGGUGCGAGUCUGCCUGGUUCACUUCAGAGCCUUCACGCUUGCUCCUAUAUAAGCCCUAACUGUCGCUCACACUUAGUCCCAAAGCUAAUCACAUCAUUUCCUCUAGUCACAUUGUUGGUCAACAUUGAUUAGGGCUUAGCUUAGAGAUCAAUGGAAUCCCACAGAUCUUUUUCCGCAGCUCUCUUCUUAUCUUUUAAUCUCAUGCUUUUCGCAUAUGUUAGUGGCUGUAACACUUGCUUGCCAACUAAGCCAAUCCCAAACCCUAACCCAAUCAGCAAUCCAACAAAGCAUAGCUGCCCAAAAGAUGCCCUAAAACUUGGUGUUUGCGCUAAAAUACUAGAUGGUGCAGUCGGAACUGUAAUCGGAAACCCACCUGACGCCCCUUGCUGCUCAGUACUUCAAGGGCUUGUCGAUCUUGAAGCUGCCGUUUGUCUGUGUACCGCCAUUAAAGCUAACAUUCUCGGGAUUAACAUCGACAUUCCCAUCUCCUUGAGUUUGCUCAUCAACACUUGCGGCAAAAAGCUUCCCUCUGAUUUUAUUUGCGCCUGAUAAAGUUGUAAAAGGAUGGAUCGAUCGAGUAAUUUUAUCUUUGUCAUUUGUGUGUUGUUUGGCUUCUGUUUGUUUGGUUGGUUCGCGCCUAACCGAAUCCGCAUGUAUUUUUCUGAAAAUUUCUUAGUUCCUAGCUAGUUUGGUUGGUGUAAUAUUUUAUCUGUUUGGGUUUACGACUAAAGACCGGUUCUAUUUUGACAAUUUAA